UUGCGCGGUGCCAAGCUUGGUCGCUCCUUCGCCGGCCGCUCUCCGCGAGGAGCCGGACCCGGAGCCUGACGGGCUGAGGCGGCGGCGGCGGCCCCGCCCCGGGCUCCAUUGUUGCGGCUGCUCGGCUCCGCUGCACUCGGCCUGGGCGCCGCUGGCAAGGUGCAAGGGCUGCCCACUGGCGACCUGAGCAAUGGAAGAGUUAAUAGUUGAACUUCGUCUGUUUCUUGAACUCCUGGACCAUGAGUAUCUGACGUCAAGUGUCCGAGAAAAGAAGGCGGUAAUCACUGACAUGCUGCUGAGGAUGCAGUCACCCAAAGGUUUUGAAGUGAAAGAUCAUGCUCAGAAGCUGGAGACGCCCAACACCCUACCAGCUCCCCCACAGAUGCCUCUGCCUGAGAUCCCUCAGCCAUGGCUGCCACCCGACAGUGGACCACCGCCGCUGCCCACGUCCUCUCUCCCCGAAGGCUACUACGAGGAAGCCGUGCCCUUGAGCCCCGGGAAGGCUCCAGAAUACAUUACAUCAAAUUAUGACUCAGAUGCGAUGAGCAGCUCCUAUGAAUCCUAUGAUGAAGAGGAAGAGGAUGGAAAGGGGAAGAAAACACGGCACCAGUGGCCCUCUGAAGAGGCCUCCAUGGACCUGGUGAAGGACGCCAAGAUCUGUGCCUUUCUUCUGCGGAAAAAGCGCUUCGGGCAGUGGACCAAGCUGCUCUGUGUCGUCAAAGACACCAAGCUUCUGUGCUAUAAGAGCUCCAAGGACCAGCAGCCUCAGAUGGAACUGCCGCUCCAGGGCUGUGGCGUCGCCUACAUCCCGAAGGACGGCAAGAAGAAGAAGCAUGAGCUGAAAAUCACCCAGCAAGGCACAGACCCACUUGUUCUCGCCGUCCAGAGCAAGGAGCAGGCCGAACAGUGGCUGAAGGUGAUCAGAGAAGUCCACAGCGGCUGCAGUGGGCCGGUGGAUGCAGAAUGUCCUCCCCCAUCAAGCUCCCCCAUGCACAAGGCAGAGCUGGAGAAGAAACUGUCCUCAGAGAGGCCAAGCUCAGACGGGGAGGGAGGCACAGAGAAUGGAGUCCCCAUGUGUGACGGGAGGGAACAAGCUAAGAGGAAAAAAGGUUCCAAAUCAGAGGCCAAGGGAACCGUCUCUAAAGUCACUGGGAAAAAAAUCACCAAGAUCAUCAGUUUGGGGAAGAAAAAGCCGUCCACAGAUGACCAGACCUCGUCAGCCGAGGAGGAUGUCCCCACCUGCGGCUACCUCAACGUGCUGUCCAACAACCGCUGGCGGGAGCGGUGGUGCCGCGUGAAGGACAACAAGCUCAUCCUCCACAAGGACAGGACCGAUCUGAAGACCCACAUCGUCUCCAUCCCUCUGCGUGGCUGCGAGGUGAUCCCGGGACUGGAUUCCAAACACCCGCUGACCUUCCGGCUGCUUCGCAAUGGGCAGGAGGUCGCUGUGUUGGAGGUGUCUUCCUCUGACGACAUGGGCAGAUGGAUUGGGAUUUUGCUGGCUGAGACAGGGUCCUCCACGGAUCCUGGGGCUCUGCACUAUGACUACAUAGAUGUGGAAAUGUCUGCGAAUGUCAUCCAGACAGCCAAACAAACCUUCUGUUUCAUGAACAGGCGUGGCAUAUCUGCUAACCCAUACCUGGGUAGCACCUCCAAUGGCUACGCGCACCCCAGCGGCACAGCGCUGCACUACGACGACGUGCCGUGCAUCAACGGCUCGUGGGAACCCGAAGACGGCCUUCCUGCCUCCUGUGGCAGAGGCCUGGGAGAAGAGGCGCUCUAUGAUAACGCGGUCCUGUACGAUAACCUGCCGUCUCCAAAAAUCUUUGCCCGCUACCCACCUGCUGACAGAAAGGCUUCUAGGUCCUCUCCUGACAAACUGUCUUGUAACCACUACAAAUGCCCUGCCUCCUGCGGCCUGCCCUCUGCUCUGUCUGUCACUAACACCUCUUCUGUGGGGAGGGCAUCUCUCGGGCUCAACUCCCAGUUGAAGAGUAAAAAGCCCCCAGUAGCCUCCAACGGGGUUAUGGGAAAAGGGAAGAUGCUGAGCAGUCAGCAAAAAAAAGCUGAAUUGGCCCCCGGAGUAAAGCGCACGCCGUCAAAUGCUGACCAAUACAAAUACGGCAAGAACCGGGUGGAAGCUGACGCCAAGCGGCUGCAGACCAAAGAAGGGGAGCUGCUGAAGGGCAGGGAGGCCCUGCGGAGCCGGCUGGCCCAGCUCCGGAAAGAGAGGGGAGACCUGAAGGCUGCCAUCGAAGUGAAUGCAGGCCGGAAGACCCAGGUGGUUCUGGAAGACAAGCUGAGAAAGCUGGAGGAGGAGUGCAAGCAGAGGGAGGCACAGCGCGUCAGCCUGGAGCUGGAGCUGACGGAGGUCCAGGAGAGCCUGAGGAAAGCCCUGGCCGGCGGCGUCACCCUGGGGCUGGCUAUCGAGCCCAGGCCGGGGGCGGCCAGUCCACAGUCUCCAGUGUUGCGGCACCAGGCCCUGGAGAACUCGCCCCUGUCCAGCUGCGAAACAAGUGAUGCGGAGGGUCCGGUGCCCGUGAACAGCGCGGCCGUCCUCAGGAGGAGCCAGCCGGCCUGCCGCUCCCCGCACCGCGGCCACGUGCUCCGCAAGGCCAAGGAGUGGGAGCUGAAGAACGGGACCUAGAGGGAAGGCAGGACCUGUCAGCUCAGGAAGGUGCUGCUGCGAUGCUGACCACAGGGUGCUCGCCUGCGUGGCCCCUGCUGCAGGACGCCAGGGUUUGUGACUGAGCUCUGUGGCCAAUAGGCAGACCGGCCCGUGUAUUCUUUCUACUGUAUAAUGGUUUUCCUUAAAGAAAUCUACUUGUAAUGCUUUGGUUUCCAACUUUAUUUGUUAAAAAGCAAAAAGGGAUGAAGGUAUUGUAAAAGAACCCAGUAGCAAAUGGAGAAGUUAGGCCUUUGUACCUGGGGAAGUCCUCGGAUUGGCCACGCGAGUAUGGACACCGAGUGCCCAGCAGGGCCCCUCUGGGCGGGAGUGAGGCCAAGCGCGGGCUUUGGGACCACCUCGCUCUCUGCCCGGAUGGCCCAGCGUGUUUUAUAGCUGGGACAUGAACAGCAUGAACCCCUUGUGUCCCAGUGCCCCUCCCCAAUGCCUGUCCCCCUCAUCACUAGAGGUAGAGGCAGGAGAAGAUGGCGCUGUGAAGCAUUUUUACCUUUUUAUUACCUUUUUCUGGACAAAUGCUUUUGUCACCAGGACAUGAAAAGCUGCCAUUCUUCUUAAACUUUUAAAAAACGUUCUUUAUUGUGUGUUGCACUUCGCUCUAAGGAUUUUUCAGAGAUUCUGUAUCAUACUUUAUUAUUUGUACUGCUUUUGAGAGGCAGUUGAGUGGUUUUUAUUCUUAACUAAUGUGUGUGCCCCCCAUCCCACUGUCCCAGCCCUGCAGAGCCAGCAGGUGAUCCUCAGAGGGCGGGGUCACGGUUUGGGGAGGGCAUCCUUUGAAAGGAAGCAGGUUCUGGAAGUGGCCCAGUUACAGACCCGGAACAUCUCGGAGCCGAGGACUGUGGAGAGCUUCCUCCCCCCGCCCCCCCCCCCCGCCCCCGCCCCCAGACUGCUGAUCGAAGCCAGGGGACGUCAGCCGGCCCCAUGCUCCUCACAGGUUUUUGCAUUUGCAGCCUGUGUGCUGCUUCCUGGAGCUGAGAUGCUGAGAGCAAAGCUGGAGCUCAUCUCCACAGGGAGUCUAAGAACCAGACUAACUGUCCUUUGUCUCCCAGAGGGACCUCAGGAAUUCUCAGCUGUGGGAAGUGCAGCCACUGGGGAGGAAGUGAAGCUAGCCACCCAGGAACCCUGCUCGCAGCCCCAUGGGAACCAGUCAGCGUGGGGAAGGGCUCAUCCACCGAGAUAGGGACCGCUGCUGUGAGCCUCCGUCCACUGUCCGGCAUGUGUUCUGAUCAGACACAGGACUCGAAGGCAAGGAACGGCACAGCACCCGGUGCCUCCUCCCAGCUGUGCCUCCGGAGCCCAUCCUGGGGCCAGUCACAGCCCCGCAGCCUCCGUGGCCGGUUCUGAGGCUGAGGGCCUGGGCCGCGCCCUGCAUGGGUGGGAUCGGAUUUGAUUACUAGGGCGGGAAGGCCGGCUCCAGUGCCGGAGAGAGUUCACAGCAGCACUUGGAGGCUGUUUACCUGGAGCCCACCUGAAACUUGAAUUUAUUGCAAAUCCAUCUGCCAGGAGCAUUUUGGUCCAUGGCUGCCACCUGGCACUGUCACCUGGCACUGUCCAGGGCCCCUCCUUCACCACUGAGCAGUUCGUGGCUCGUCUCACCAGCAUUUGGCAUGUUUGGCCCCCAGGAACUGGAGGGAGAAAGCCUCCCAAAGCCUCGGCCCAUUUCCCAGUGUCACUUGGAAGAAGCCUCGUCCGACCUGUUCUCUCAGCCUAGGACGCUUCCCCUUCGCAUCCCAUGAAGCUAAUUUUCUGGAAAGGGAAAGAAGUUUGAUUAACCAUAGAUUUCUGCUGCCUUCUGGUCAGAUAAGCCUUCUCAAGGUAAAGCUCCAAGAUUUUAAGCAUUUAAGCCAGUGCUGCCCAGGACGACUGCCAGGUUUUGAUUGUAUCAAGAAGGGAAAGAUGAGCAGCAGCCUGUGUUCCUGACCUUAGCCCUGCGCAGGUGGGCGCCACCAGUUUGGCGGGUGGGCCUCUGCAGAGCAUCACAGUGCAGCCAGGGGGCCUCAGACACACACCCCGACCACCUGCUCCACGGCUGUGUCCAGGGGAACAGCCCAUUGGUGCAAUAUACAGGAUUUGGUCUCCUGGCGAAAUAUUUUGUGUCUAAAAAACCCAGGUUUUUAAUAUGCUUUCAUAGCCAUAAGCCUUUUAAAGAGGAUGGCGAACUUAAACCCUGUUGCAUGGCAUGGAGCCACUUCAGAUGGGCCGCAAGGGGGACCAGGCUGCCAACACUGGGCUCCUUUGAUAAAUGUAUGUUCCCCUCAGUGUCUUUGGAUUUGGUCAGAAAGUCAGUUUAAAGCAGUUGCUUCAAAAUAAGUUAUUUAUUUGUAUAUGUUCAAUAAAUAGUUUUUAAUUUAUAUCUGUACAUAUUAGACGUACAUUAGACACCUUGUCAGAAUUCUGACAGUGGUGAUGUCAUUGACCUCCCAAAAUGUGCCCCAGGGACAGGUACCCCAUCACCUGUGAGGCACAGGUCAUGUUCCCUGGGAGAGGUCAGAUUUCUUUCAAAAUGUCACAUGUUCGUCUAACAGCGCCAGCCAGACUGUGGCAGGAUCCAGACCAAACGCGAGAGGCAUGUGCUGGUUGCCCAGAAGGGGAUGGGGUGGGCCUGCCGCCCUCUGUAGGGCGUGCCCUGCCUUAGAACCCACAGCCACGCUGUCAGCCUCAGGACUGCUUCUGGCUGUAUUUUCAUAAAGUGUUAGCAAACUUCAAAAAUCUCCUCCAUUUUUAUGUUUUUAUAAUGUUCUUAAGUCCUAGCCAAACUUUUACACAGAAACAACAUGGCAGUGAAGGGCUCACUGCAUCACCACUGGGGUGAGCACAGGUGGGAAUGCUCACUUUCCCUUCUCCUGGAGUCCGUAGAGGGCCAGAGAAGCCGGGGAGGCCUGGCCGUGCUCAGGAUGGCUCCUCCGCUGGGUGGCCAGGGUGGGCCUGGGGACUGGUCCUAGAGGCCAGGACUCACUGUGUGGAUGCGCGUGGCCCCAGCGCACGGGCCUUGUCUGAGCUCUCUUGGGACUGGCUCUGGUGACCAUAGACAGGCCAUGUCCAUGUCUUGUCCCCUCUGUGCACCUAGGUGUUGCCAACCUGAUUACACCUGAUUCAUCUCACUUGUCCCAAAUUAGUUCUGGCUAUUUCUAAAAACCCCAAACUGCUCUGAUAGGUUGGAGAUGUGCCACCUUUUACAAAGUCUGUUUCAGAAAGUGCGUGUCUGCUCCAGGAAGGACAUCCAGGUUUAACUGUGGCGACCACAUGGCGCUUGUGGGCAGGCUUCCAUGGGGGCAGCUUUGACACUGGGCCAGGGGGUUGUGGACACAACUUCUUUGUUUGUGUCCACACCCCUUCUUUCCAGCAGAGAUGGCUAACUGGCCAGCAUGCCGCGUUGAGGGCAGUCUUGCCCAUGACGUCGCUUACUUGGCGGUUUCUCUGUUUACUCCCCAAGCCAUGCAGCAGUGCCUCCUGAGGACGCAGCAGGGGUGACACUCAUGGCUUCCCCUGCGGAGAAAUGACGGGGCUGCCCCCGAGUCCGGGCCGCCACCCUGCAGGUUGUGACCUUUGCCCAUAGCCUCUUCCAGGAGCUCAGUGACCAGAAGCAGCGCUGCAGCAGACGCAGCUAGCAGGGGUCCUAAGACUUUCCAUGUUUAGGCUAUCGCCUUCCUCUUUUUAUUUCGAAAAUUUACUUUUUUUCAUGGGAAAAGUCAUUUCAAAUCCAUGGCACAGUUUUGAAGAGGGUGAUUAUUGACCGUGUUUUGGUUCCCGUUGCUACUGCUGUCUCAUUAUUCCCAUGAUGGGCUGGGUGAUACUGUGAAAUAGGAAUGGACUACACCUUCCGCGCCGCACGCAUGCGGCACAGCAUCGCGGUGAGGCAGGGCGGCUGCCCGGGAGUGCCAAGCUGUCCUGGGCCCCCGCACCUGCAGACGCAGGACGGCUUUGCGCUGGGGCAGCCUCUGCUCCAGGUGCCUCCUUCUGUCGUCUUCUGUGAAAUCUCUCCCGUUACAUGCUUCCCGAAAAGCUCGACUUGACAGUACAAGUAUUAUCAGGUAUUUCUAGCCGCCAUGGGAAGAUAUUUUCAAAAUGGGGUCAUUAGCUCAUAAUUUUUAGGGACCAAAGGUGUUUUUAAUAAGAUAAUCUUUGUAUUUGAUUUUCUAAUGAGAAAAGAAAUAGUAACUUUAAAUUUUAACAUCGACUUUUAAAUUAUAGAUAUUCAGCAUUAACUGACCAUGGCUAUAAGUUGUAAAAUGUUUUCAUAUUAAGAUUGUAAUUAUUUCCUUAUUGUAUUUUUUAAAAACUAAAGUCAUAUUUAAAAUCUUUUUGAAAAAAAAAACAGGCAAAAACAGGAAAGAUUUUUUAAUUAAAUAUGUUGGCAGUGCCCAUUUUAAAUGACUGUAAAUAUAUUUUCACUGUGUUUCUCAAUGUAUUUAAUUCAUAAAGUAAAAGCUUUUAUUAAGGGAGACUUACGAUGGAGAUUCUAGUUUUCGGUCCACUUGCCACAUUUUGUACUAACCUCCCUUGAUUUUCUGUUUCACGAACUGAUUUUCCUCCUGUUCCCACGGUGUGAUCGCCAGACUGGCGCCCCCCGGGCGUGCCUCCACUGUGUGCCACUAUCGCCAAUAAAACUGUACGCUUGCA
Manis pentadactyla (Chinese pangolin) is the source of this 7303-nucleotide messenger RNA. It is a transcript of the gene AFAP1, whose product is annotated as actin filament associated protein 1. The coding region runs from base 191 to 2647 and encodes 818 amino acids. The transcript is spliced from 18 exons. Gene Ontology annotation, cellular component: cytosol. NCBI's taxonomy places the organism in Eukaryota, Metazoa, Chordata, Mammalia, Pholidota, Manidae. The record is from RefSeq and is a predicted model, not a curated record. Gene Ontology annotation, molecular function: SH2 domain binding; SH3 domain binding.